Messenger RNA from Carica papaya (papaya), 1699 nucleotides. The record is from RefSeq and is a predicted model, not a curated record. Lineage: Eukaryota; Viridiplantae; Streptophyta; Magnoliopsida; Brassicales; Caricaceae.
GCAGCCCUAGACAGACUCCUCUGGCCGAACCCCGUAGCCGUCUCCCUCUCGAGCUCACUGAUCUCUCUCCCCACCGCUGCACCUCUCUCUGUCUACUGCACAUGUUCUCUCACCUUUUCGGCUCCGUCUGCAACACACCUUCACCAUAAACAACAGUUCUUUGUCCACUGCACAACUCAGCACCCUAAACGCCUCGAGAAACCUUCGUUGAAGCUUCACCUUGCGGCCAAAGCUAAUCUCGGCAUAUUAUUUGUCUGCCGUCAUUAUCAUACACUUGGGCCAACGUCUCGCCACUCCCCUCGCGAGUCGAUGCUCGCCGAGCCGAUUGCUGUUUAAUUUCAAAUUCAGUCACCAAGUUUUGUUCGAGGCAUCGGGUUUCAAAAUGAAGUUGUCCGCAAAGAAAUCAAAAAAGGCAAGAGUCAGCAGUCUUGACUCAGAAGACUUGAGUGACUUGGAAAGUGAGAAACUAACGAUGAAUGAAGAGGAUGACGAUGAUUCUCAUUAUCAUGAUGACGGAAAAGAGGAUGAUGAGGAUGAAGACAACGGGGAUAUCAGCGAUGAUAAUGAUGAUGGUGAAGAUAAUGAAGAGGAGGAAGAAGGAGAAGAUAGCAGAUCAAAUGAGGAGGAAGAGAACGAGGAUGAUGAUUAUGAACACAAUAAUAAACAUAAUCAUGCUGAAAUGGAAGAACUUGAGAAAGAGUAUAUGGAUCUUCGUAAUCAGGAGCAAUGGUCAUGGAUUUCUCAUAUGCAUAGGAGAAUAGCUGCUUUUAGAGACAAAUCAGUUGACAAAUGGCAGAGGAAGACACAGGUUACAACUGGUGCUGCAGCCAUCAAAGGAAAAUUACAUGCUUUUAAUCAGAAUGUUAGCGCACAAGUUGCUGCAUAUAUGAGGGAUCCAAGUAGAAUGAUUAAGCAAAUGCAACAAAGAAGAUCCACUGUUGACAUAUUUGGGACUGUGAUUCCUGAGGGGGGCGCUAAUACUUCAGUAGAGGUAAUUCUAGUUUGCAUUUUCCUUUUAUUCUUUGUUAUUUUCUGGGAUUUCAUUUCAACCAGUAGAUCUGAUCUAUCUCAGCACAAAAAUACAAGAACUUGUCAUGGUCAAAUCUCAAUCCAAUGUUGAGUUAGGUGCAUGUUGAAUGUCUGGAAAGUUUUGGCUCACCUGCUUACCAUUGUAUGCAGAAUAUAAUAUAAUGAUCCAUUUUCUUAAAAUUUUUUUACACAAGGAAAACGAGUUUCCUGGUAAACUGAAUAUGAAGCGGACAAUCCCUAUUUAACAGUUGCCUUUGCACACUAUCACAUUGUGCUAGGCAAUUUUAUUUUUAGAAUGAGCAAAGGGCAAGUGGCAGAUCUGACUGUUGUGGAUAUAUAUAUAUAUAUAGGGAGAGAGAGAGAGAUGAAUUUCUUUUAAGUGGAGAAAAAUACUUGUUUGCUUUCCUGUUCACAUUCCUGACCUAUCGCGUGCAUGUUCCUUUUUGAAUGUGGCUUUUGAAGAGCAAAAGUUGAAAUCCUUUGUGAAACAUAUGCACGGAGUUGAAGUAUUUCAUGAACAGAGCCUAGAAAAAUUAAAAUGUUUUUAAAAUGAAUUCAACUGUUGAUAAAAGUAUAACUGUCUACAGGGUAAAAACUGAAUGGAUAUUUAAUGUUCCUGCAUCAGUACACUUUCAACUGUCAGUUUAUUUGGAGUGCUGAAAAGUGGUGU